This is a messenger RNA of Maniola jurtina (meadow brown), 1374 nucleotides long. Its product is annotated as PR domain zinc finger protein 5-like. Gene Ontology annotation, biological process: regulation of DNA-templated transcription. Gene Ontology annotation, molecular function: RNA polymerase II cis-regulatory region sequence-specific DNA binding; DNA-binding transcription factor activity, RNA polymerase II-specific; zinc ion binding. Gene Ontology annotation, cellular component: nucleus. The record is from RefSeq and is a predicted model, not a curated record. NCBI's taxonomy places the organism in Eukaryota, Metazoa, Arthropoda, Insecta, Lepidoptera, Nymphalidae. The transcript is spliced from 2 exons. The coding region runs from base 131 to 1255 and encodes 374 amino acids.
CAACUGACAAGCUGAUAUAAAACAAAAACUGUGGCAAAAACGAUAUCAUUCUGUGACGGCUUGUUUACAUUUUUUUGUUGAGAUUUGAGUUGGGAAAUAGGUAUCCAUAUAAUAUUGAAAUUAUUUAGCAAUGAAUUACAAAGAUCGAUGUCGAACGUGCUUGGGCACCGAGAAGGAAAUGCGACACGUCCACACGACUAUAACUAUAGCUGGAGAUAAUGUCCGACUGUCUGAUAUUCUACACAAAUUUUAUAAUUAUUCGAUAAUAGAAGAAAGUGUCCUACCCGAGAACAUUUGUAUCAACUGUGUCCAUCAACUCACUAUCACAUAUUCGUUCAAAGUGCUCAUAGAAACAAGUGCAAAAAAACUUUCAGAAUUAAAUUCAGUUGAUUCUACUAGCGAGAAUGUUGAUGCUAAUCAUUAUGAGUCAGAUGAUAACCACCCACUUAAAGAAGUUAUUGAAUACAAAACACCUACAAAGCAAUGUAACCCAAAGUUAGAAAAUGAUGUUACAUUCUGUGUUGAAUGUAAGUCAGAAUUUCAUUCUGUAAAACAACUUAAAGAACAUUGCACAAAAAGACAUCCAAUAAAAUCAACAACAGGCAGAGAUUGUGAUUAUUGCAAUGAAAAGUUUGACGAUUUCCGAUCCCUAGUGUUACAUAGAAAAUUGCACCUAAAACCGUUUUUAUGUGAAAAUUGUUGGGAAGGAUUCUACAGUUUAUACGAAUUGAACAUACAUUCCUGUCAGCCUAAUAAAAAUAAGAUUAAAAAUAACACAACAGAAAGGGAGUUGAGACAAUGUGAUCAGUGUGGAAAAUCAUACCCACCUGGUUACAUCAAAAUUCAUAUGAGGACACACAGCAGUGAUCGUCCAUAUAGAUGUAAAUUCUGUCCUAAAGCCUUUAAAGUACCCGGAAGUCUUCACUCCCACAUCCUAUGGAAUCAUAAAAGGACGAGAAAUCAUAAAUGUGAAGUUUGUAAUGCUACAUUCAUAUCAUCAAGUUCAAGAAGCUCUCAUAUAAGAAAGAAUCAUUUGAAAGAAAAGAAGUAUGGAUGCGAAAGUUGCAGUAAGCGAUUUUUCUCCAAAUCUGAAUUGCAGAGACAUUCGCUGACACACACAGGAGUCAAAAACUUCCAUUGCCACUUAUGUGAUAAGUCUUAUCAAACCAGAUAUGGUCUGAAUGUACAUUUAAAAUCACACACUCAAAUGCAAAUGAAAAUUGAACAUGAACUUGUAAAUUAUGUGAAUAUUUAAUAUUAUAUGAAUGUAACUUUUGUAAUCUGAACAUUGACUGUUAAGUACAAGUUUUUAUUUCUGUAAACAUUGUGAUCUCAUUUGUAAAAUUAAGUUAUAUAUUAUUGUAAUUUAAAAAU